AUGGCUGGCCAUGGCUACUUGGCUGCUGGCCUUCUUUCGCUUUUGCCGGGCGUGAUGCUGGCAGCAUAUGUUGGAACGAGCAAAGUAUUCCGCAAGGGAAUGUCUCCAAGUGAAGCGUGGUUGUGUUGGAGUGCCAUGUUGGCUUCUAUCUCCUUGCCCCUGACUUGCGGUUUCGUGGGCCGUCACAAAAGGAGGUCGUCGCUGCUGGCCGAGUUUGACACCACUAACCUGCUGGAUGCAAGCAGCAGGAGCGACUGGGGCUUUUGGAUCGUGCAGCUCCAUAUGCCGCGGCCUACAGGAGGCGGCAUUUUCCUUGCCGCACUUGUUGAAACGUUCCGCCCUGGCAGAUUUUCCUUCGCCGCACUGAGUUGGGUGUACUUGAUGGUGCUGAUUUGCAGUGUGAAGAUUGACACGUCAGCAGGAUUGGAGCACACCAUUACAAUGACGAGCAUGGAGACCAGCAGGCAUUAUGUCUUCACCCAAAAUGCCUUGAAGCGGGGCCGGGAGCAGCGAGAAGCGGCUGCAGUCGGCCCCAUUGAAGGAUGGCCGAGCAGCGUCCUCGAGUGGACCGAUGAGAAGCAGCGGCUAAAAGCAGAGAUCCGCAAGCUGGAGGAGGCUCUGGCAAAGCUGGACGGUGAGAACCGCCGCUUGGUGGAUCGAAAUGAAGAGCUACAACUCGCCUACGACGAGGCAGACCGUGAUGCCCGUGAGGCAGAGGUGCAGAUCGCCGCGCUGAGACAGUACGAGGCGGAAUUUGACAAGCGGGUCACCUCCAUGCUGGAUGAGAGAGACGAGGCGCUGGCUGCUGCCACGCGCGACAAGGAGGCGAUCCUACUGAAGGUCAAGGAGCUACAGGAGGAGCUCGCGCUCGCGAGGCGCAGCGUCCCCGGCGAGGCUGCAGAUGCGGCCGAGUUGGCGCUGAUGCUCAAGGAGCGGCAGCUGGAGAUCGAAGACCUCCUGGACGCUUGGAUGGCCUGGCAUGAUCGGAACGAGGAGCUGGAGCACGACCUUGCCAAAGCUCGCGAGGAGCGGCUCCGGCAUUUCAAGGCGGACGCCCUGGAGAAGGAUCAGCGCGUGCUGGAUGCCGAGAAGAAGCUGGAGCAGCUGGCGAGGAGCCUCGGAGCGGAGGGCGUCGUUGCGGAGAACCGGGAGCUCUCCCGGCAGAAUGCAGAGAUGAAGCGCCAGGUUGGCGAGGCCAAGCGAGACCUUGCCAACUACCUCUCGGAGGCAGCCAACAUUGUGUACGAGAACGACCUUCUACGCAGCAUUGCCAAUGUGAAGCCAGAGCAGCUCAAGUUAAAGGACUUCAAGCUGAAGGCGAAACAGAUGGAGAAAGAGGUGGCAGAGCUGGAAGCCGAACGUGGCAAGCUGAAGGCUCGGCUGCGGCAGCUGUCCGAGCUCGCAGCAGAGAAGGUUUCUUUGCUCCACAACCUGCAGCCGGAGCAAAUGCUGCAGUUGGAGGAGAUCGCAGCUCGGAUGCGAAAGGGAAAGCUGGAGUUGCCCUUGGACGAGAGGGACGAGCUCGCAAAGCGGCUCGCUGCGAAGGACCGGGAGGUGGCGGAACACGUGGACAGGAAAGUGGAGGAGGUCCUGAAGAAGCAAGGCGCAACCAAGGACCUUGAGGCAAAGGCGGCAGCUCUGGAGAAGGACAAUGAGAUGCUCCAGUCAUCGCUGGAGGCCUACAAGGCAGGAUACGCCGAGCUAGUCAUGCAGCAGGGCCCGCAAGCUCUGGAGCAGCUGGUCGGAAGGCUGCCUGGUUCCGUGCCGCUCCCCCCAGGCGGCAUGGCGCGGUCUCUGCGGCUGCCCCCAGGGGUCACCCCGCCUCCGCCUGCUCCGGCUGGCGCCCAAGGUCCUGCCGAAGAUGCCAGGGAUGCAGCCGAUGGUAUGGUCAUCUCUCCUGCAGGCGAGGUCUGUUCGCUCUAUUGCCAAGUGGUGGAAGCUUUGGAGGAACUCUCCCGCGAGCGCUCUCUGCGCGAGGGUCUCGCAGAGGAGGUCUCAUCGUUUCAGCAGAGGUUUGAUCGUCUCCUCGCCGAGCAAGAGGACUACUUUGCACAGCGGGAGGAGUGGCUGGUGACUGGGCUGGAUUUCAACAACUUUUGUAUGUUGGACUGCCAACAAAAGUGCGAGAUCCAAGAGGGCCAGAUGAGAACCUGGAGCCUCCGCUGCACCGGUGUAAGGCAGCGUCUGGCUGAAGGGGCGGCGCCCGAGCUUCAAGAGGAGCUUGUUUCUGCCAUGGGCCGCAUUGCGGCGCUGGAGCAAAACGAAAGUGCCGAGGGCCAAGACAAAGUUUUGACUACUGUUCUCUCACGCAAGGUGGAGGCUGAAAGACAGGGACACAGCAUUGUGAAAGAGGCCUUCGACAACUUGCAGAAAGACUGCUGCGAGCGAGAAGGCACUGCGCGCUUCGUGUGCUUGACACCUCAAGCCACCCAGGUCCUAUGGAAGAGGCGGGGAGCGAAUGCCCUGCGCAUCGCUCGCCGGAAGAUCCAGUCCAUGGUGGAGCCUCGGGAAGCGAUUAGGGCAAACACAGGGCUUCGAAUUGCAGAGUUUUCUAUCGUGUACGAUGAUAUCCAGAGGGGCUUCGCAGAAUGUUUUGUGGAGUUCGGCAGAAGCGGGGGUUGGUGCUCCUUCCCAUGGAUCCACCGCACGAAGGCCAGCUCCGACUACGAGCGCGUACAGCAGCAGCUUCAGGCUGGGCCCUUGCCCACGCCGCACACCGUGUACUUACAUUCUCUCGCACUCUGGGAUAAGCGACGCCCAGGUGUGCCGCCAGCGCGAGUUCGACCUCUCCAGGAGGCAGACGGAGCUGACCUUGAAGGUGGCCCAGCAGGAAGACAAGCUGAGGGAGAUGAUGGACCUUCAAGAUCGCUGCAGGAGCUUGGAUCACCUUGUCCGGGAGACAGAGCAGGAGUUCUGCAGUGCACCCUUCAACUCGAUUCGCGAGAAUUCUGCUCGCGAACGUCGGCCUCUCGGAUUCUUUCAGAAUAUCGCAGCUUUGGCAGAGGUGGCGCUCUUCACGCGCCUGACGGCGGAGCUGCAGCGGACCCUUGGCUUCGUGGGCAGCUUCGAGGCUGCAGCGAGAGCUCUGGGCCUUGCCGAGGCUCGCGUCGCAGGUCUGGGCUUCGAGGUGGGCGAGCCAAACAGCGAACUCGCUGGUGCGGCCAUCAAUGUCGAAGCUUCUUUAGAUGA
Symbiodinium necroappetens is the source of this 3189-nucleotide messenger RNA. The record is from the annotation of a GenBank genome assembly. Lineage: Eukaryota; Dinophyceae; Suessiales; Symbiodiniaceae.